AUGUUAUUUUUCUUAUUAAUUCUUUCAUCAGCUAUUAUUCUAAUUCAAACUGCACCAGCCGAACAAGCUCAAUCUACAACAAUUUUUACGACUAAUGAAUUACCUUCGACUGGUUCUUCGUUAGACUAUCGUAUUCUACCAUAUAUUGGUAACGGCCAUUUAGCUACGGUUGCAUUUAGUGAAUUCAUCUAUAUGAAUGGUCUCUACAAUGGUGACAAUGGUACCAGUCAUCGAGCACGAAUUCCAAGUACACUUAAUUGGCAAUUUAAAAUUAAUUUAUCAUCAUCUGCGUAUACGUUGAAUGUUUCAUCAGGUGUCUUCACUGAAACAAUUGAAAAUGAUGAAAUUCGUAUUGAACGACAUCUUUUUGCUUCGCAGGAAUAUACAGAAUUAUUAAUUGCAUAUGUAGUAAUUACACGAUUAAAAUCUACAGGAAAGAAAAUUGUGGUACCUAUUGAAGUCAACGAACAGAGGACGAGUAUUGAUAUUGAUUUUAAAGUUGACACAUAUGAUGAUAAAUAUGUUCUUUUGUCUGGAGAAACACGUCAAGUAGAAAAUGAUCAAUUCCAAAAAGAACCAUUAUCUGUAUUUGUUUAUUACACACCAUUGCCUGUCAAUGGAUUAAAACUUGGCAAACACGAAAAAAGUCGAACAUACCUUUUUGUUACUUCAAUUGAUGAGCAAAAAUCACGAGCUAAAUCAAGUUUUGACUAUGCAACCCAUAAACGACAGACAGAUCAAAUAUUAUCAUCGCAUGUAUCAAGAUGGAAUGAUAUUUGGUCCGAUGGACAUGUUGAAGUGAGCGGAGAUGAUGAGUUACAACGACAAAUUAAUUCUGCAUUCUAUUAUAUUCUGAGUUCUCUACCACCAUUAUCAACUCGCAGUGAACAUAAACAAUUCUAUGGUCUCAGUCCUGGUAGUCUUUCGAGAGGUGGCUUUUUAGGUGAAGACUACGGUGGUCAUUCGUUUUGGGAUACAGAAACAUGGAUGUUUCCAUCAGUUCUUCUUUUCUAUCCUACAUUGGCUAAAGAAAUAUUAUCCUAUCGAAUCGCUCUACGUGAUUCUGCAGUUGAUAAUGCUCGUCUAUUUGGUUAUGAAGGAUGGAGAUUCCCUUGGGAAAGCGCCAGAACUGGUGUUGAUGUUACACCCGAUUGUUGUCCUGAAGUUCGUCUCUAUCAAAUGCAUAUUACAGGCGAUAUUGCAUUUGCAGCAAGACAAUAUGUUGCAGCAACAGGUAAUCGAGAUUGGAUAUCGAAUGAACUUGGCGGUGAUCUUAUCUAUGAGUCUGCUCGAUUUUGGGGCUCGAGAGCUGUAUACAAUAAUAAUAAAAAACAAUAUGAAAUAUUAACUGUUUUACCACCAGAUGAAGAUGCUCAACCAUUCAAAAAUAAUUCUGUCUUUACGAAUGCAGUUGCUGCACUAUCUAUUCAAUUAGCUGAUAGUGUCAGUUGCAUUACUAACAAAAAGACACCUCAAUCUUGGAUUGAUAUUGCAUCCAACUUACAUUUUCCAUUCGAUAACUCUACUCAAACUCAUCUUGAAUAUGAAGGUUUUGACUUGAAGAAUACAACAAUAAAACAAGCAGAUGUUGUUCUUCUUGGAUUUCCAUUGAUGUGGCCAAUGAGUGAUCAAGUAAGACGGAAUGAUUUAUUAGCCUAUGAACCAUUGACUCGUGCUGAUGGCCCGGCUAUGACAUGGUCAAUGCAUUCAAUUGGUUUUAUUGAAUUAGGAGAUUUCAACAAAGCUGAACAACUUUUUCAACGUGCAUAUGAAACUUACGUUAGACCUCCGUUCAAUGUAUGGACUGAAGCUAAAUCAGGAGUAGGUGCAGUUAAUUUUAUAACAGGUGCAGGAGGUUUCCUACAAGCUGUUCUUUAUGGUUAUGGUGGUAUUCGUUUAAAAUUAGAUCAACUUGAAUUUAAACCUCGUGGUCAUCUUCCAAACCAAGCUACAAAACUUGUUAUUCGUGGUAUAAAAUAUCAGGGAACUAUCAUUGAUUUGACUAUUGAUAAUAAAAUGUAUGACAUUUUUGUACGUGCACAGAGUAGCAAAAAUGAUGUUCCACUUAUAUACAAACAAGGCGAACAUCAUGGUUCACUAAAACUUAUGGAUCGUCUCUCAUUUCCCAUCGACACUCAACUUAUUAUUCGUCGCUUGGUACCACUUUGCCCUUAA
Rotaria socialis is the source of this 2175-nucleotide messenger RNA. NCBI's taxonomy places the organism in Eukaryota, Metazoa, Rotifera, Eurotatoria, Philodinida, Philodinidae. The record is from the annotation of a GenBank genome assembly.